CCGUCGCACGGGUGGGUUGUCGUGUUUGGUUGUGUCACGUUUUCUCGAAUACGUCAAGGAACUCGUUGUGUUUGGUUUUUAUUUUGUGAUUCCACUGUCAUCAACUGGAUUGAUCUUUCUUCAGGAUUUUUGUUUCUUGACGGGAUGGUGUAGACGAUGCGCCAUGUGGUCAGCCCUUGCGCUGCUCUUCCUUGUCUUGACAACGCAGUCGGCAGCUCUUGAUACAGCUCAAUGUAUCCAGCCACUAGGCAUGGAGUCCGGGGCGAUUCCCAACUCCGACAUCUCCGCCAGCAGCUCCUUCGACUCCGGUAACGUCGGCCCUCAGUUCGGCAGGGUGCGGACAGACAGUCACGGCGGUGCGUGGUGCCCCAAACACCAAGUGACGACCGAGCCCACGGAAUGGCUGGAGAUAGAUCUACACAAGGUCCAUGUUCUUACUGCUGUGGAGACCCAAGGUCGAUUCGGGAACGGGCAGGGCCAGGAGUUUGCCGAAGCCUACCUACUGGAGUACUGGCGGCCCAAGUUGGGCAAAUGGGUGCGCUACCGGGACCUCAAGGGGGAGGAGGUGAUCGAAGGCAACAGUAACACCUACUUAGAAGCAAGGCGGGAACUCGACCCUCCUAUUUGGGCGUCCCGAAUCCGCUUUCUGCCGUACAGUUAUCACCGGCGUACCGUGUGCAUGAGGGUCGAGAUCUACGGAUGUUAUUGGAAAGACGGAGUGGUGAGCUACUCCAUGCCCCAGGGUGACAAGAGGGGCACGACCUGGGAGUUCUACGACGCUACGUACGAUGGUCACUGGGACGGGGAGCUAGAGCGCGGUCUGGGGCAGCUUACUGACGGCAGAGUCGGUCCGGACAACUUUAAGAUGGGCUUCUACGAUUAUGAGAGAGGCCAGGGAUGGGUCGGCUGGAGAAAUGACACGAGGAACGGACAGCCGGUCGAGAUAAAGUUCGAGUUCGACCAAGUCCGAGAGUUCACGGCGGUCCAUAUCUUCUGUAACAACCAAUUCCUCAGAGAUGUCCAGGUGUUCGACGAGGCGGUGGUUAUGUUUAGCGUAGGAGGGCGUCACUACGUCGGAGAUCCCAUAACCUAUACGUACAUGGAGGAUCGUAUCUUCGAGAACUCCCGCAACGUCACGGUGAAGCUUCACCACCGCAUCGGUCGCUUCGUGAAACUACAGCUGCAUUUUGCUGCCCGCUGGAUCAUGAUCAGCGAGGUUACCUUCGAAUCUGAUAUUGCAUCUGGAAACUUCACUCCCGAAACGGACCCUGUUCCCGACAUCCAGGUCCAGAGCGAUGUCCACCUGGAGAAGGAGGUGCGCCCCAACAUCAACAAGCCUGUAUUCACAGCAAAGCCGGAAGAAAACUCGCUGAUGGCAGUAACUGUUGGGGCGCUACUGGCAGUAAUCAUCCUGCUAGCAGUCGCUAUAUUCCUGAUAGUGAGCAGACACAGGCAGCGCAAGGGGUUCGCGAGCCCACUGGCAGCCAAGGCGGCUCUGCCGGGGUCAGACAGCAGUUGUGGUACCGCUGACCGCAGUCAUCAGGGGAUAGACACAGCACUGCUGGUAGACUCGGGAUAUCAGGAGCCCUACCAGGCGCUGCGAUACGCGCCCUACUACAGCUACUCCGCCGUCGUCGUCGACUCUGUCAAGGGACUACCUACUGAUGCCUCUCACGAUUACGCAGUGCCAGAAGUGGGAACCCUACCCUUGGGCAAGUCUUCGCCUACACCCACCGUGAUACCCCACCCCCCAGUGGUCCCUGCGGAAAACCUUUACGCCAUCGGUCUGGUGAGGAACAUCAAGGACGACUGUAAGACCAACAAGAAACCAUCACCUCCCGCACCCGUCCCUGCUCCAGCUCCUGAUGUGCUGACCGCUCUGCGACGCCGCCUCCAGAACUCCUCUGUACCGCAGUUUCCACGUCAUAGGUUGCGAAUGCUCUCUAAGCUUGGGGAUGGAGCUUUCGGCACAGUGUACAUAGCAGAAGCAGAUGGUAUAUCAGAAUAUGGCAGCACUACCACUCUGGGGAAUCGCCUGGUAGCUGUCAAGUUCCUCUUGCACAAUGCUACUGAGAAAGAGAAAUUGGACUUCCAGCGAGAUGUGCGUAUCCUGUCAGCUCUAGAAGAUCAUAACUUGGCUCGUGUCCUGGGUCUGUGCUCACAAGAAGAGCCUCUGUGUGUCAUCAUGGAGUAUCUGGACCACGGAGAUCUUUGUCAGUUCCUGCAGAACCACGGGCUGGCAGAACCUCCCACCACUGGUCUGCCAGGAAUCAAAACUCUAAGCUACAACUGCCUGCUGUACAUGGCUGGCCAGAUAGCUUCUGGGAUGAGAUAUUUGGAAUCCCUCAACUUUGUGCACAGAGAUCUAGCAACAAGGAACUGUUUGGUGGGAAAAGGGUACCUCAUCAAAAUAUCUGACUUUGGUACGGACAAUGAACUUUACACCAACGACUACUAUAGGCUUGAUGGAGGAAUGGCACUCCCAGUCCGUUGGAUGGCGUGGGAGUCCAUAUAUAUGGGCAAAUACACAACAAAGAGCGAUGUCUGGUCAUUUGGUGUUACACUGUGGGAGAUAUUACAUCUAGCACAGAAGCGACCUUACGACACUCUGACAGACUCAGAGGUUGUAGAGAAUCUAGAGCAGCUUUACCAGGAUACCGGGGCCUUCAGCUUCCUGCCUCGUCCCCCCACUCCCCCAACUACCAAGGAUGUCACAGACCUACUCUCCGAGUGCUGGAGGCGGACGGCUGCAGAACGUCCCUCGUUUCGUGAAAUCCAUCUAUUCCUGCAACGGAAGACUCUAGGCUACGCACCGCUCUCGUGAUUUAAUAGACGCUAGGACUCACUGCAUUUGUACAAAUAUUCAAGGGUUAUACGAAAAAACCUUUGGGUGAUAACCUUUAGGUAAAUCAUACGCUCUAUUUUAUUUCCAAUCAAAUUUUUCUUUUUUUUAAUUCAGAUAAAAAGUAAAACGCCUUACAAAUUUGAAUUUUACACAACAUUUAAUAUUGUUGUGUUUGUUGUGAUUUCUAUUGUAUUUUUGUGCUUGACAAUCAGCAAAAUUAUAUUUUGCUUAUAUAAGUAUUUCUCACAUCAAAUUUCUUUAAAUUGUUUAAUUAAUAUAGAUUAAAUAUUUUGAAUUUUACUAUGUUUAAAAUUCUGUUCUUAUCAGUAUUACACCAGAUACAUUGAAUAAAUGACGGAACAAGAAAGAAAAGCUGGAAAAAAUAGAGUGACUCAAAUUUACUUAUUUUGUCUAGUAUUUUAAUGUAAUACUUGCAAUAUAUUUUGUAGGAAAAUUUGGUUGUAGAAUGUAUUUGCUGAAAGUUUAAAUGACCAAGUGUAAAUAUUUAACAUUAACAUUUUACAGAUGAUUAUUUAUUGGAAAACAUGGAAUAAAUAUUUUAUAUGUAUUAUUUUAAGGAAAGUUAUCGUUAAAUUUCAGAAGAACGAUUUCAAAUUUAUUUUUGUUAUACAAAUAUGCUAAAUUUGGUUUUUUAGACUGUUCUGAUAACACUUUAAACCAAUGAAAUUGCAGUAAUUAUCUGUUGUACAUAAUUAACUGAUAGUGUAAAUAAAUUAAAUGUACUACCGUAGUACCACCUGUGCUGAUGGUAAACGUGUGCUUUAGGAUAUCAAAUAAUAUUAUAAGUAAUGUUUUAACUGAAAUCCUUUUAGCUUAUGAAUAAGUAGAAUGUUUAUAAAUAAGUAUAAUAAAUAAACUAUUUAGAGAUGUAUGUAAAUUAUUAUAUGCAUGAAACGGAAAGGACUAGUAAAUUUUUAUUUUUACUAUUGUGUGGAUAAUAUUAAAAUUUAAUUCCUAAUAUUAUAAAAAUAUAAUUUGUAAUGUAAAGAAUAUUUUAUUUUUAAAUUGAUUUAAAAAAAAACAAUUCUAGAAAUAAAUAAUUGUUAUUUAUUAUUUUUCUGAAGGCCAUUAUUAUUCUGAGAUUUUAGCUGUCAAAUAUUUUUUAGUUUACCAUGUAAAAGAUCAGGUGUAUCUACUCAGUAUGUAUAUUGCACCAAACAUAGCAAUGAAUUGAUCAUAUUAUUAAUGACACAGGUAUCUGUCUCUACUUUUGACCAGUAAUACAAUUUGUAAAACAAGACAUUUUCUUCAUUCACAUUUAAAAGAAGAACUGAAAGAGCUGAAGUAAUUUCUCUCAUAAACACAGUAGUAACUUAAAUUUAUCUAAUAUUUGCUAACAAAGCUAUACACCAAAGCUGCUUUAAUUUCAUUUAUUCAUUUCUUAAUAUUUUAAAUACAAUUCAAAAAAUCAUAGUCUAAAGAUUAAAAGCCUUCAUCUCUAAAUUUUUCUAUGUGAGAACCUAGUUUAAUUGACCCCUUCAACACAUUCUGAUUAACACUAUUUUUACUUAUUUGUUUAAUGUAGAAUACAAAUCCAUUAUAUUCAUAAAAACAUUUAGUAAAGUGUAAACUUCUUUAAAUUUCUUCAAGCUUCUAUGAACAUGUUCAGAGAUUUUUAAAUUAAUAAAAAAAUAAAAUGUGUGCUUUUAAAAUUAUUAUUAAAAGGGGCCUUUCCAUAAAAAUCCAGUGAAAAAGUGUCAACGAAGAUGGGUUGAGACUGUAAGAAUGUUUUAGGUUGAUGACCUGGCUUUCCGUGGUUGUCACGUACUAUGCUUCCAAAGACCCAAGAUUGGUCUCUGCCUUCUGUCUCUAAUCAUCUGGUGACUCUUAGUCUAAACAUCUGUGAUAUAGGGUAGUUUGUAUUGUAUCUUGUACAUUGUAUGCCAUGUGUACAUUUUGUAGACUUCUUCUUAAGCGAAAUGUUGAUUAAAGAAAAUCAAUGUUCAUA
Homalodisca vitripennis (glassy-winged sharpshooter) is the source of this 4814-nucleotide messenger RNA. Its product is annotated as discoidin domain-containing receptor 2-like. The record is from RefSeq and is a predicted model, not a curated record. NCBI's taxonomy places the organism in Eukaryota, Metazoa, Arthropoda, Insecta, Hemiptera, Cicadellidae. The coding region runs from base 164 to 2824 and encodes 886 amino acids. The transcript is spliced from 17 exons. Gene Ontology annotation, biological process: protein phosphorylation; positive regulation of kinase activity; multicellular organism development. Gene Ontology annotation, molecular function: protein tyrosine kinase collagen receptor activity; collagen binding; ATP binding. Gene Ontology annotation, cellular component: signaling receptor complex.